Messenger RNA from Anisakis simplex (herring worm), 291 nucleotides. The record is from the annotation of a GenBank genome assembly. Lineage: Eukaryota; Metazoa; Nematoda; Chromadorea; Rhabditida; Anisakidae.
AUGUGUCUUGAAGAUGCUAUGAUGGCUAUCAUCGAUCAAGCAAACCAACCACAACCACAACAACAACAGCUGAAUGGUGAUGCUAAUGAAGAGCUGAUAGCGAAACAUCAACCUUCUGAUGAAUCGCAUGAUGACGAUUCCAUUCUGUUGUGCACGACAACGGUCGAUUCGAGCGAUCAAGAUACGCCACUCAACGAUCACAUCGAUGAUGAAUUUUCGUCACUUCGCUUCUUCGCUUUACGUUGUCCACUUGUUAUUCAACUACCAAGUCAAGUUCACCUUAAGUUGUGA